Molecule: messenger RNA, 492 nt
Organism: Anoplopoma fimbria (sablefish)
Lineage: Eukaryota; Metazoa; Chordata; Actinopteri; Perciformes; Anoplopomatidae
Product: B-type lectin plumieribetin-like
Exons: 3
Coding region: 47-397 (116 amino acids)
Source: RefSeq, a predicted model, not a curated record
CUCAUUUUGCUCUGCUUGCAGUCUGACUGGACCUUCAACCCUAAUCAUGAGUAGGAACUAUUUGUCCAAAAAUGAUGAGCUCCGCAAUGGAGACUUUCUGAUUUCCAACAACAGGGAGUAUAAGGCUAUCUUCCAGGAUGAUGGUGAUUUUGUCAUCUAUGGCUGGAAGCCUGUUUGGACUUCAGACACUCACGGAUCAGACGCUAUCCGUCUGUGCAUGCAGGCUGACUGCAACCUGGUCAUGUACAACAAGGCUGACAAACCCGCAUGGCACACAAACUCCGCCAAACCUGAAGCUAACAUGUGCCGCCUUCACCUGACCGAUGAUGGAAAACUGGUGGUGACCAGAGAAAGUGAGGAGAUUUGGAACUCUGCUCAAUCCAAAGGCCUGAAGUGAAUCAUUGUAUGUGUAAGUCAUGUUUAAAAACUCAGUUUGAGUUAACAGUAAACCUUCCUUCUGUGUAAUCUGGGAUCUAAUAAAAACAUUUUUCA